This is a messenger RNA of Triticum dicoccoides, 1436 nucleotides long. RefSeq names its product palmitoyltransferase akr1-like. The record is from RefSeq and is a predicted model, not a curated record. Lineage: Eukaryota; Viridiplantae; Streptophyta; Magnoliopsida; Poales; Poaceae. Gene Ontology annotation, biological process: peptidyl-L-cysteine S-palmitoylation; protein targeting to membrane. Gene Ontology annotation, molecular function: protein-cysteine S-palmitoyltransferase activity. The transcript is spliced from 10 exons. Bases 277 to 1170 code for a protein of 297 amino acids. Gene Ontology annotation, cellular component: endoplasmic reticulum; Golgi apparatus.
CGGGGUGCUGGCGCCGGUCGACCGGCGCCUAGCACCGCCCUUUCCUUUGACGCGUCGAUAGUUGUUGCUGUUCCCACACCACCGCCCACUACACACAUUCGACGAAAUUCCCCCGCAUCUCCUUCGAUUCCUUCCUCAGUUUGUCUCGGAAUCCGCCAAGAUCGAAGGUCUCGCCGGAACCUGGCGCUGGCCGUACCGACCCCGGCUGGAUCUCCGUGCUCAAGAGUUAUUGAUGGUUCUUGGGAUCCAGAGGGCGUGGCGGAGGAGUUCUCGGCGAUGAGCAGGCUGGCGUCGGAGCUCCACCGGUUGCGGAGGUCGCCAUGGGAGGUGCUGUGCUCCGCGCUGGUAUCAUGCGGCCUGGUGCUCUUCUCGCAGCUCGCCGUGGCCAUAGUGCCCCGCCUCCUCCCAUCCAUCUCCCUCCUCGCCAUGCUCCCCGUCGCAGGUUUGGUAUUCCUGGCGGCUAUUCUGGUGGGCAGGUUCUGGAGGAGGUUCAUCGGAGUGGCCGCGUCGGCGCCGCUGUUCGUGCUGUUCAAUGUGCUGUUUUUGUGGGGCGUCUACCUAUUCGUCAUCCGGAGAGAUACCUCUUCUCUACUAGACAUGCUGAUUAAUGCUGAGUGUGCACUGCUUCUGUGGGGACUUUACAGGAUUCUUUCUGGUGAUCCCGGCAUUGUUGCAUACGAAUCUUCAUUUUUGGAAGAGGCUGGCUGCAAGGAUUUCGUGGAUGCUAUAUGCUCGAGUGAGAAGUACCCAUCACUCUCAAGGGUGAGGCAUUGUAACUGUUGCAAAGCAAAUGUUAGAGGUUAUGACCACCAUUGCCCUGCAUUUGGUAAUUGCAUAGGACAGAAAAAUCAUAGGUUAUUUAUGGCACUUCUGACAGGAUUUGUUGUUGCUGAAUCGACAUAUACAAUGUGUUCAACUAAAUAUAUAACUAGAUGCAUAACCUCAGGAACUUUAAUAACUGAGAAUCAUUUGUCUCUAAACAUGGUGAUCGGCACAAUUCUCUUCUCAGUCCUCCAAGUGGUAUGGCAGGUUGUGUUCCUGAUAUGGCAUGUGUGCGGCAUCUGCUUCAACAUCAGGACGGAUGAGUGGGUAAUGUCAAAUUUCCCAUGCUUUGGACUCUUUCUUCACCAAUUGCAGGUCGUCUUCUCGUUUGCUGUUUCUUAUAGCUAAGAGAUUUUGAAGUCAAGUUUGUCAAUCCAUACGACAAAGGCAUGCUUUGUAACAUUAGGGAGUUCCUGAAGCCGUAAUAAUACAAGUAUAAUCUAAAACGCACCGAGACCGGAGAACACCCACUCAAGAUUCCUGAAGAUAUUUUUUGCCUGUUACUGUAACACUGAUUCAUAUUCAUUGGUUUGUGUAUCAUUUGGACUGUGGCAGUUCAGAGUCUGCCUUGAUACGAGCAAUUAACAUUUUUUGAAAAUCCUCGUUGAACGCUA